AUGUACAUAUUCUCACUCAUUUGGGUUCUGUCAAUAUGUUUUUUUUCAGUAAUUAUUUCUUCAAUAGGAAUAUAUUAUGGUUCUACUUCACAAGAAUUAGAUAAUAUUAAAUUUGGACUUAAAAUUGUUGUAUAUAUUCUUUCAUUCAUCUGCCCUUUGUUUGGAAUUUCUUAUACAUUUUAUAUUAAUGAAAUAACUCAAAACCAACAAAUAAUAAUAAAUAUUAUUGGAAUAAUUGGUAUCAUCUGUUGUUUUUGUGCGUCUAUUUAUUGUAUAGUUAUUAUGAGUGAAAUGUCUAAGACAUGGGAUGAUAUUGAUAAUAGUCAUAUUAUUCAAUACGAAUUUGAAAAUGAGUGUUGUAUCAUUGCAGAAUAUCGGAGUGAUGGAAAUCAUUAUAUAUUCAAAUCAUGUCCUUUACUUUCACCAACAACUGAAAUAAAAAGCACCUGUAAAAAUGAAUUUGGUGGAAAAAUAAUAUGUCCAAUGAAAGAUAUAGGAUAUGGGUUUAAUGCAAGAGACAAUUUAUGUACAGUUCAUUUUGAUUAUACAAUUGUUGUAUUAUCAUUAAUAUCUUUUACCUUAGACAUCAUACUCCUAUUCUUAACUUUACUAUUUUCAGUACUCAUCAUCAUUUCCCAUUGGAAAAAACCAUGUCUUACAAAACAUAUUACUAAAACACAAACAACUAGAUAUUUAUCAAAUCAUUCUCAAAUCAAUAAACAAGAAUAUGUAGAUGUAUAAAUAAUUCUAAUUAAUUAAAUUAAACAUCCUUCUAUUUAUAUACUUAAAAUUGAAAUCAUUAUCAAAGUUUAUUCUUUUCAAUUGAAAUUCCUUAUUAAAUAAAUUUUUCCUCAAAUAAUAUGAUAUUAUUCAAUAUAAAUACAUAAAAUAUAAUGUUGAUAACUCUUAUUAUUAGUUUAUCUGAAUAAAUAAAUUAAAUAAAUACUUAAACCUCAAAAUUGAAUUAAUGUUACUUCAUUUGUUUGGAAACAUCAACAACAUAUUUAACUGAAGCAACACUUGAAGCAGGGAUAUAUUGAGUAGUUUGUUUAUUAACUAAUAACUUCUUGAAAGCUUGUUCUGCUUCUCCAACUUUUCCUUCAAGAAGAUCAUUGAAUAAAUUAAUAAAUUGUUUGGCAAUAUCUGCUGGAAUUUUAUCAAUGCAUCCAGCAAAACUAGAUGCUUUUUUAAGUGCAACAUUUGCUGGUCUUUCAAAGGUAGUUCCUUUUGAUUUGGUUUCAAUAUUGGAUGUAACUUGUUCAAGAACUUUCUUUAAUUCAUCACAAACCAUAACGUCAAUAACUCCAUCACUAGAACUUGUUGUAUUAUUAGCUUGUGGCAUAACUGGCAUUGUUGGUUGUGAAACUGGUACAGUAACUUUUGGAAUAGAGGGGAUUGCUGGUUGUACCACUGGAGUUGGUAUAGUUGGCAAAGUUGGUUGUACCACUGGAGUUGGUAUAGUUGGCAAAGUUGGUUGUACCACUGGAGUUGGUACUGGUGGCAUUACUGGUUGUACUACUGGAGCAGGUACUUGUGGUAACAAUGGUUGUGAAAUUGGUGCAUUUACUUUUGGGGCUGAGGGAAGUACUGGCUGUGGAAUAGUAGGCAUUACUGGUUGAACAGGAGUUGGCAUAACAGGAAUUUGAGGUAAUACAGGUUGAGUACGAGUUUGAUUUGGUAAUGUUGGUUGUGGAAUAGUAGGUAAUGUUGGAACUCCACUAGAUGCAGGAACAGGUGGGAAGAAUUUAUUAUUAGUAACAGAUGGUUGUUGUGCAGUAGGUUGUUGAAUAUGUGGCUGUUGAACUGAACCAACAAUCACUUUCUUAUAAGGACAAACUGGUUGAGUUCCUUGAGCACCUUGGGCAUAAUAAAUUCUAUCAACUAAUUCUUUUGUUUUAUUAUUUUGUUGAGCACCAAGGCAUUCAAUUAACUUUUGUGCUGCAUUCAAUUCUCCCAUAGAAGCUAAUUGUGUAGCGUGUUCAACUAUUUUAGUUGUAAUUGAGUCAGUUAAUUGAAUAUGACCACACAUACUUCUUAAUAUUUCAAUUCUUUCAAUAACUUCUUCAAUUCCAUGUGAAGCAUCAAUCCAAAUAUCAAUUAAUUUAUUAACAUUACCCGAUGCAAUAUAACAAAUUAAUGCUGCGUGUUUAUUUGUUGGAUAUAAUUUAUCUCCAAGUCUAACAAUUAAUACUGGUUUUAAUGCAACAUUAGCAUGAAUACAAAUAGCAUAUAACACAAAUUUCCAUUCUUCAACCUUACAUUCUUCAACAAUUUUUUCAAGUUUUUCUUCCAUAACAGCAUUAACUAUAUUUAAUGAUUUCUUUUUAUUCCAUUCUUCCUUUUUAUAUUCUUCAAUAACUUUUGAAUGCAUUUCUUUAUUAUUUUCUGUCAUAACUAAGGCAUCAGCAAAUCGUUUAGUUUUAAUACAAAAUUCUACAGCUUU
Entamoeba histolytica HM-1:IMSS is the source of this 2443-nucleotide messenger RNA. RefSeq lists its product as uncharacterized. The transcript has 2 exons. NCBI's taxonomy places the organism in Eukaryota, Evosea, Mastigamoebida, Endamoebidae. The coding region runs from base 1 to 741 and encodes 246 amino acids. The record is from RefSeq and is a predicted model, not a curated record.